This is a messenger RNA of Parnassius apollo (apollo), 1005 nucleotides long. The record is from the annotation of a GenBank genome assembly. NCBI's taxonomy places the organism in Eukaryota, Metazoa, Arthropoda, Insecta, Lepidoptera, Papilionidae.
AUGGCGGCGUCAAGGAAAAAGUGGACGGAACGUGAUACUGUAAGUUUCGUGGAACUGUAUGAAGAAGAACAAGUGUUGUGGAACGUGCGUCUCAAAGACUAUAAAAACAAAGAUGCUCGGAAUGCCGCUAUUCAGCGCAUUAUAUAUAACCUCAAUAUGGAGGUUACAAUUCAAGAGGAGAAUUCAGAUAACAGCUCUUCAGAUCCAGACGUUCCAGCCGCACCUUCACCAGACAUUCCAGCCGCAUCUUCACCAGACAUUCCAGCCGCACCUUCACCAGACAUUCCAAUCGCCCCUUCACCAGACAUUCCAAUCGCCCUUUUACCAGACAUUCCCAUCGCCCCUUCACCAGAUAUUCUCGCCGAACCUUCAUCGGACAUACCAGGACCUCUUCCGCCACCGGCAGAUCUUCAAACGCCAUCAUCUUCCCAGCAGUUAAAUAGUGAAAUAUUCGUUAAGCCACAAAAUACUAUCAAGAAGAAGCGACCUCUUAAACGACCAUUAGUACCUCAAAAUAUCGAGAAGUCUAUUGAAACACUUAAUAGUAUCAAGGACCAAGUACUGUGUCAUAAAGAAAUAGAAGAUGAAUUCUCCCUUUUCCCCAAAAAUAUCGCCAGCCAGCUCCGACAAUUGCCCCUAAUAGAUGCUCUAGAUGUUCAGUUUGAAAUAAUAGAAAUAGUAAAACGGAAAGGAAUAAAUCGAAUGCAAUUGGAAAGCAAUUCUACGACAUCGAAUGAAUAUACAUUUGAAAUACCAGAACAUUUAUUCAUUAAUCUUGAAUCUCAGAUUCAUAUUGAACGUGACGCAACAAGGCAAGAAUCAUCACAACUCGUUCUAGAAAAUGAUGCAUUACAAGAGGAAGGCAUAGAAGUUCAGAUCCAACGUGAUGCAACAAGCCAAGAAACAUCACCAGAAUUUGUAGUAGAUGAUCAAUUACAAGAAGCAAUUCGAAGCAUUGGUGGGAUUCAAAAUAAUGAGAAUUAUCGCUAUUUUGCUAAACAAUAA